GCAUUUCAAAAGCCUUCUCUUACAGAUGGGCUCCAGAUUCUCCCUCUCUGGUCAACAGGCAUUUCCAACAUGGUCCUUCUAAUUUCUUUCCUGAUCGGGAUGCAGGUACUGGGCUCCUUGGCUGGCCUUCCGCCACUACAUCCAGAACGGCCACCAUCACCUCUUCCAUUCCUUUCCCCACCAUGUAAUUCUUCUCAAGUAAAGGCCGCUGCCGAGAUGGCCCUCAACGAGAUCAACGCCCAUCGAAGAGAGGGCUACGUGUUUCGUCUCCAGCGAAUCUUCGACAUCCGUGAACUUCCACAGCAGCCCGGUGGUCCUCUCUUCUAUCUCACCUUGGAUGUGCUGGAAACUGACUGCCACGUCCUGAGCAGGAAAUUGCCGAAAGAUUGCGCCUUUAGAAACCCACAUGAGGCAGUCUAUGGGCAGUGCAAAGCCACGUUCCGGAUCAGCAGGAAUUUGGAGCAGAGUUUUCUGUACAACUACGACUGCAUUUUACGCCCACUUUCUCCUGUAAGCAUUACAAGGCUAUGCCCUGACUGCCCCGUUCUCGGUGACCCAACUGAAACCAGGUUUCAAGAGGCAGCUGCCGAAAGCCUUGCCAAGUUCAAUGCAGUAAGCAACCAUCGGCAUUAUUUCGCCAUCCUCAAUGUCACCAGAGCACGUUCACAGUGGGUCGUUGGUCCUCAAAGCUUGGUGGAAUUUACUCUCCAGGAGACCUCCUGUCCCAAAAACAAGUCUGUGCCUGAUCUCUCCAAAUGCCCACUCCUCCCACCUAAAACCGCAGAGACAGGUCUAUGCAGAGGGUCCGUGGUAGACAGUCAGAUUGAACAUCGGAAGUUUGUCAAUAUAAAAUGUGAUUUCUUCGGCCCAUGGGCAACUGACAUCACUGAGAAUUCACAUUCUGGACCUGAACCUGGGCAGGAUAGAGACCACCAAGAUGGGGAAAGCCAUGAAGAUGAUCGUGGCCAUCACCAAAGAGGGAAGGGACGACACCGUCACCAUCACCACCCCCACCAUCAGCACAAACAUCAUAACAAACAUCAUGGCAAUCAGUCAUAUGAGCAUGAAGGAUCACAGCGUCAGCAUCCUGACACCUCUCAAACCUUACCAGAGCUGGAAAAAACAGUGGGCCAAGUGACCAUUCUUCCUCCAUCGAAUACUCAUGUAUCACUCCACUCCUUACCCCAAAUUGGAGGAGAACAAUUGCAUGGGAAACCCGUUCGCCCUCAAGUGCAGGAGCCGAGCACCAACCCCAUUCUGGCAGGGGGCAGGCCAGUGGGGAGACCAAGCUUGACCACACCAGCUAGGCCAAGUAUUCCUCCAUUCCCUACUGGGUUUUCAGAAUCAGAUACCUGUCCAGGAGAGAGCUCAAUACAUAUCCUCGGCCUUGAGUUGCCCAAUAGGCCUGGCGUAAAAUCACCUUCUCAAACUGAGUAAUGGAGAACUCUGAGAGGCUAGUCAAUAUGAGGCACAACAUCGCCUCUGCAUGAGGGAGGCUUUUAGAAAAGGAAAGAUAGGCCAGAGGCCAAAUGCUGAGAGAUGCUUCUUCCCCCUUCCAAAACAAUUUCACGACAGCUAAAGCGCUCUUUCCUCCUUCUUUUUCCUCAUUGACUUGUUCAUCCCAGAUAUAUACUUUGUGAUGUGAGAAUAACAACUAUUUUUCUGUGCUGGAAAUAAUUUUACAAAAUACUUAAUAAAAGAGCAAUGUGA
Elgaria multicarinata webbii is the source of this 1710-nucleotide messenger RNA. Its product is annotated as fetuin-B-like. Gene Ontology annotation, molecular function: cysteine-type endopeptidase inhibitor activity; metalloendopeptidase inhibitor activity. Gene Ontology annotation, cellular component: extracellular region. Bases 70 to 1437 code for a protein of 455 amino acids. Gene Ontology annotation, biological process: negative regulation of endopeptidase activity; binding of sperm to zona pellucida. The record is from RefSeq and is a predicted model, not a curated record. NCBI's taxonomy places the organism in Eukaryota, Metazoa, Chordata, Lepidosauria, Squamata, Anguidae. The transcript has 7 exons.